CCCCCUCUCCUCCUCGCCUCUCUAUCUCUCUGUAAACAGCACUCACCAGUCGAGCUCACUCUCUCCUCUCCUCUUCCCUCUUCUCUCUCCUCAGCGAGGAUGUCAUCCACAAAUUCGAUGAACCAGCGAAGCUCUCAGUCGAGCUGGUGGCUUCUGACAGAGACCCCACAUGAACGGUUGUACCGGACGAGGAGGUACCGUGUUUAAGGAGCUGCGGGGGAAAGGUUUCAGCCGCAGCAGUCCCAAACAGUGACAACAACUAUCAAUUCUCUAGAACAACAGAGCCCUUUGGGACCAUCUCUUCACAAAACUGUCAGAACUGCUGGACACAUGUCACAGGUUGAGCAGGAGAUCUUACUUGUACAAAGGAAGAUGUCUGACCUUGAGUCAGUCCUGCAGCAGAAGGACAUAGAGUUGAAGGCCUCGGAGACUCAAAGGACUAUCCUAGAACAGGACCUGGCAACCUACAUUACAGAAUGCAGUAGUCUGAAGCGGAGUUUGGAACAAGCUCGGAUGGAGGUGACACAGGAAGAUGACAAAGCAUUACAGCUACUCCAUGACAUCCGGGAGCAGAGCAACAAGCUACAGGAAAUCAAAGAACAGGAAUAUCAUGCCCAGUUGGAGGAGAUGAGAGUUUCCAUCCGGCAGCUGGAGGAGGACCUGUCAGCUGCUCGUCGUCGUAGUGACCUGUAUGAGGCCGAGCUAAAAGAGUCUCGGCAGAACAGUGAGGAAUUGAAGAGAAAGGCUGGAGACUAUCAGCAUCGAUUGCAGAAGGCCAAAGAGCAAGGAAAAGCAGAGGCAGAUGAACUCAUCACCAAGCUGGAAAAGACCAAUUCGGAGCAGCAGACCAAGCUCCAUGAUCUUCAAGAGAAGCUGGCCAAGGCAUUAAAAUCCAGUUCUGAAGCUACAGACCAUCUCCAUAGCAUGAAGAUGGCCAAAGAGCGUAUGGAGCGAGAUCUAGAGAGGCUACAGAACAAGGAGGAAUCCAGUGACAGUCUGCGAAGACGUCUCCGUGAGACUGAGGAUGGUAGAAAAACACUUGAGAACCAGGUGAAAAGGCUUGAGAUUGUUGAGCGCCGCGAGACCAAAAUGAAGGAUGACAUCCAGAGCAAGGGCCAACAAAUUCAGCAGAUGGCAGAUAAAAUUCUGGAGCUUGAGGAAGGCCUGCGAGAUUCCCAGGCCACAGCGCAACGGUUGGAAACCCAUCUGAAGCAGAAGGAGAAACUAUACGAAGAUAAGAUUAAGGUGUUGGAGUCGCAAAUGAAGGCGGACAUGGCUGAUAAAGAAAUGUUGGAAUGCAGUCAGAGCAAAUAUGAGGAGGAGGUGCGGGAGAAAUGCAGCAUCAUCAGUGAACAGAAGGCGACUAUAAAUGCAAUGGAGUCCAAGAUGAACAGCCUGGAGCAGAGAAUUGCCGAGCUGUCUGAGGCCAACAAACUAGCAGCCAACAGCAGCAUAUACACCCAGAAAAAUAUGAAAGCCCAGGAAGAGAUGAUCUCAGAGCUUCGCCAGCAGAAGUUCUACUUGGAGUCUCAGGCCGGGAAGUUGGAAGCCCAGAAUGCCAAACUUGAGGAGCAUCUAGAGAAAACAAGUCACCAAGAGCAUACCCACAAGAGUCGGGUCUUAGAGAUGGAAAGCAGGCUCAGAGAGAUUGGACUGGAGCACGAGGAACAGAAGCUGGAGAUCGAGCGGCAGGUGACAGAGGUGACACUUUCGUUGCAAGAGCGCGAAGCCCAGAUCAACAACCUGCAGGCGGCUCGCCGCGCUUUGGAGAGCCAACUGCAGCAUGCCAAGACUGAGCUGGAAGAGACCACUGCUGAGGCUGAGGAGGAGAUCACUGUGCUCAGAGCGCAUAGAGAUGAGAUACAACGAAAAUAUGAUGCUUUGAGGGACAGCUGUGCGGUGAUCACUGACCUGGAGGAGCAGCUGACCUCCCUGACCCAGGAGAAUGCUGAACUGAACCGCCAGAACUUCUACCUGUCCAAGCAGCUGGAUGAAGCCUCUGACGAGAGAGAGGACAGAUUGCAGCUCAGCCAGGAUGUGGACCAGCUGCGUCGAGAGGUGGCUGACCGAGAGAUGCACCUUAACAACCAAAAACAGAACCUUGAGACACUGAAGACUACAUGCACCAUGUUGGAGGAGCAAGUUCUGGAACUUGAGACAUUAAACGAUGAGCUUCUGGAGAAGGAGAGACAGUGGGAUGCCUGGAGGACAACUCUUGAAGAGGAGAAGAACCAGGCUGAGAGGAGGACCAGGGAGGUCCAAAGAAUGCUGGACACCGAGAAACAGAACAGACUUCGUGCUGAGCAGCGCAGCUCUGAGUCUCAUCAGGCUGUGGAACAGGCCGUUACGGAGCACAAAGCCGAGAUGUUGGCGCUACAUCAGAUUCUCACAGACCAGAACCUCAAAGCUGAGAGCCUUGCAGACACUUUUAAUGAUUUGGAGAAGAAGCAUACCAUGUUGGAGAUGAAUGCGCAUAGUUUGCAGCAAAAGCUGGAGAGUGAGAGGGAUCUGAAACAGCGGCUGUUGGAUGAGCAAGAGAAGCUUCAGCAGCAGAUGGAUGCUCAGAAGGCACAUAUCUUUCGUCUGACCCAGGGCCUGCAAGAAGCCCUGGACCAGACUGACCUGCUAAAGACGGAGAGAACUGACCUGGAAUAUCAACUGGAGAACAUCCAGCUCCACCUGCAGGCUGUCUACUCCCAUGAGAAGGUGAAAAUGGAGGGGACGAUCACCCAGCAAACGAAGCUCAUAGACUUCCUUCAAGCCCAGGCCCACGGAGGUUCAAAGAAGAAAAAGGGUCUUUUUGGGCGUCGGCGCGAGGACCUGUUGGCUGCCAUGGCUGCUCAGGCGCAGGCCCAGGGACAGGGACAGAGUCAGGGCCAGGUCUCCCCUGUGUCCUCCAUCCAGCCAGUUCCCCUGCAGUACAGUGACAUGAAGGUAGCGCUGGACAAAGAGCGAACACGCUCCUCUGAGCUUGAGGAUGCUCUUCAGAAAAUGAGAGCAGAACUGCGGUCUCUGAGAGAGGAAGCACUCCAAUAUAAAGAUCAUAACAGCUCCACAAACCCAGCAACAGCACGACAACAGAUGAUGAUGUCUGCCAUGGUGAAGUCUCCUGACCACCAGCAAGUCCCACCGAGCCUGGUACCUUCCAACUCGGGGCGCAGGAAGGAGGUUGCCACGCCUGAGGAGAGAAGGAGGGUCACUUUUGAAAUUGAUAUGGCAUGGGGCAUUGAGGGUGUAACAGAAUCAGACGGAAUGAAGCAGCCUGCCCUCACUGUGACCCUGCCCUGGUUGUAUUCAGAAUAUAGCCGGCGAAUGAAAGACAGUCAGCGGGAAAGAGAAAGAGAGAGGGUGCACCACCACACCGCCCACCGCUUCACAGUGGGACUCAACAUGCGCGCCGCCAAGUGUACCGUGUGCUUGGACACAGUGCACUUUGGUCGACAAGCCGCCACCUGUCUCGAAUGUCACGCCCUGUGCCAUCCAAAAUGCUCCCCGUGCCUUCCAGCGACGUGCGGCAUGUCGAGCGACUGCUCUCUGCAUCUGUCCGAGGGCUUGUGUCGGGAGAAAGGCAACCCUUCAGGCCAGCCGCUCAAAGACGCCAGUGGACACUUGCACCUGGAGGGAUGGAUGAAGCAGCCCAGGAAUGGAAAGCGAGGCCAAGGCUGGGAGAGGAAAUACAUGGUCCUGGAUGGGACGAAAGUGUCCAUCUACGAGAUAGAACCCAGAGAAGAUUCGGUUAAGCCACUGGAGGAGUUUGACUUGUGCAUGUCUGAUGGAGAAGUCGAGGUUCACGGAGCGGUCGGGGCCACCGAGAUACCCAACACAGCCAAAUCCGAUGUUCCAUACGUGCUGAAGCUGGAGUCCCGUUGCCACCCCCCUUGCUGGCCUGGACAGUCCAUUUACUUCAUGGCUCCCAGUUUCCCAGACAAGCAGCGCUGGGUGGCUGUCAUGGAAUCCGUCGUCGCCGGGGGGCGAGUCUCUCGCGAAAAGGCUGAGGCUGACGCAGCUGCUGUGUCCAAAAGACAAAUGGUUCUAUCUCCUCUGGUCCAGAAGCUCCUGGGAAACUCUCUCUUGAAGCUGGAAGGAGAUGACAGGCUCGAUAUCAACUGCACCCUUCCACUUACAGAUCAGAUAGUUCUGGUGGGAUCGGAGGAAGGUCUGUAUGCCCUCAACGUAAUCAAGAACUCCCUGACUCACAUUCCUGGCCUGGGAUCAGUCUUCCAGAUCCACAUCAUCAAGGAGAUGGACAAACUCCUGAUGAUUGUUGGGGACGAGAGGGCAUUGUGCCUGGUGGAGAUCAAGAGAGUGAAGCAGUGUUUGGCCCAGUGCCACCUGCCCAGCCAGUCCGAGCUGGCUCCGUACAUAUUUGAGACGGUCAAAGGAUGCCAUCUGUUUGCUGCCGGCAGAAUAGACAACGGGUCCUGUAUUUGUGCUGCAAUGCCGAACAAGAUCACCAUUCUACGCUACAAUGACAAUCUCAGCAAAUACUGCAUUCGUAAGGAGAUUGAAACUAUGGAGCCUUGCAGCUGCAUCCACCUGACGAGCUACAGCAUUAUCCUUGGCACCAACAAAUUCUAUGAGCUUGAGAUGAAGCAAUUUGUACUUGAAGAGUUCCUGGAUAAGAAUGACAUGUCGCUGGCCUCGGCGGUGUUUGCUGCCUCAUCCCACAGCUUCCCCAUCGCCAUCAUGCAGGUGGCCAGCAGCGUGCAGAAGGAGGAGUAUCUGCUGUGUUUCCAUGAGUUUGCUCUGUUCGUGGACACGUAUGGACGGAGGAGCCGCACGGACGACAUCAAGUGGAGUCGCCUGCCUUUGUCCUUUGCCUACAGAGAGCCCUACCUGUUUGUCACCUACUUCAACUCACUGGACGUCAUCGAGGUUCAGGGCCACGCUGCUUUGGGACCUUCAGUGCUGGCCCACCUGGACAUCCCCAGCCCUCGCUAUCUGGGCCCGGCCAUCUCCUCCGGAGCCAUUUAUCUGGCUUCGUCCUACCAGAACAAACUACGAGUCAUCUGCUGUAAGGGCAGUCUGAUCCGAGAGUCAGGAGAGCUACAGAGGACCGGCUCCAGCAGAGGGAGUCCCAGCAAGCGAGGCCCUCCCACCUACUCGGAGCACAUCACCAAGCGCUUGACCUCGGGCCCCGGCAGUCACGACGGUCUGCAUCGAGAGCCGAGCACCCCUCACCGCUAUCGAGAGGGACGCACCGAGUUCCGGCGGGACAAGUCUCCGGCCCGCCCCUUGGACAGGGAGAAGUCACCCGGUAGGGUGCUGGACAGCCGCAGGGAGAGAUCUCCUGGACGGUUCGGGGACAGCAACCGACUCGCGGCUGGUUCUGUGCGGACGCAGCUGGCCCCUGUUAACAAGGUGUGGGAUCAGUCGUCGGUGUGAGAGGUCGUCGGUGUUCCUUUUGGACAGGCUAAUGACUCACACUUGACUGACAGACAGCCAUAUUGCCUGUAACACAGUCACACAUCUUCAUUUGACCACAAACCUGAGACAUGCUUUUUGGGGGGAGCGUAUCCGACAAUAAAAUCGGUGGCAGGGAACACACGUCCGGCAUCUAUUUUAUAAUAGAUCACCGGCGUAUAUGUAAAUAAUGCUAGGAGUUUUUAUAAAGGGAAAAGUCGGCCAGUAAAGCCAUGUCUAUUUUUUGUAAAACAAGAGUUUCUAAAGAUGUUGCAGGGAGACUCACACCAUGAUUAUAACGGAGCUGUAUUCAUGAUGGUGAGGAAUAGGUCGAAACAUUUUGCACAUGAAUCAAUUGGAUUUGAACAAGAUGUAAAAACGUAUUAUUUUUUUGUUUUCCUCCCCCACACUGAACGUGAGGUCCUCUUUCUUGACUGGAUCUCCUUUGAUACACACUCAUUGCAUAUAGAAGUGCUUCACUGACAACAAUGUUGCCUUGUGUUGUUUCUAAAGCUGCCUCAUCUUGCUCUCGUUGGUCCACAGCGGCCUCUGUCUGUGCAGUGACAUGUAGUAGAUGUCAGAGGUGCCGUUUCUUUAGUGCCUGUUUGACCACCUCAUCAGUGAGCAUGACAUACAGUAUUUAGAGCAGCUUGAUUCUUUCUCCUGGUUAUUUUCUGUCAAACUUUCGUUCGAUAGCUAGCCGAUGUUAGUGCGAACUAAAGAUUUUCCUGAUUUUUAGAUAUCUGCACAAGACAUUAAAACAUGUUUGA
Molecule: messenger RNA, 6173 nt
Organism: Phycodurus eques (leafy seadragon)
Lineage: Eukaryota; Metazoa; Chordata; Actinopteri; Syngnathiformes; Syngnathidae
Product: citron Rho-interacting kinase
Exons: 41
Coding region: 331-5385 (1684 amino acids)
Biological process (GO): actomyosin structure organization; peptidyl-threonine phosphorylation
Cellular component (GO): cytoskeleton; cytoplasm
Molecular function (GO): protein serine/threonine kinase activity
Source: RefSeq, a predicted model, not a curated record